This is a messenger RNA of Penicillium griseofulvum, 765 nucleotides long. RefSeq names its product vacuolar protein sorting family 37 protein. The record is from RefSeq and is a predicted model, not a curated record. NCBI's taxonomy places the organism in Eukaryota, Fungi, Ascomycota, Eurotiomycetes, Eurotiales, Aspergillaceae. Gene Ontology annotation, biological process: protein targeting to membrane; protein targeting to vacuole; ubiquitin-dependent protein catabolic process via the multivesicular body sorting pathway. Bases 1 to 765 code for a protein of 254 amino acids. Gene Ontology annotation, cellular component: ESCRT I complex. The transcript has 2 exons.
AUGUCGCAACCACCGUCCCCAUUCCCCCCACAAUCGCAGUUCUACUCAUCCCAAACGAUGAACCCCGUCCACUCCGAGACACCUCCACCACCACCCCCAAAACCCAACAGCCAUGAAGCCAGUCGACACGGCACCCCGCAAAACACCACUGCACACUGGCAGCCAGAUGACCAGACAGGCACACAUCAAGCAUACCCCAACAAUCCGCAACAGCCAUAUAUCCCAGACCCCCCAACCAUUGAGGAAGGCUGGCUCCCAGACCUAGUAUCCGACAAAUCAACAACCGACCUCCAAACAAUCCUCAAAGACCCAGCCCUGAUAUCCGCCCUCUCAAGCCAACACCCCUCCUACACAGUCAGGCAACAACACCUCGAGACCCUCAUUAAAUCAAACAAAGACCUCGCAACCCGCCUCCUAGAGAUGCAGAACCACCUCGCUGAAGUCCGCGCCUCUACUGAAACAAUGCUGAUAACACACCAGUCGCUGGAAGUAUCAUGGCGCAAAAAGCAAGCGGAGAUGGACGCCGCCCUAGCCCCGUGGUCGCCGAAGGCGCUCUACCAGCGCUUCAGCGCAGCAAUUACAGAGCAGGAGGCAGUCUGUCACGCUGUUGAGGAGAGUUUCCUCGACGAAGAUCACCACGGGCGGGCGACAGAAAAGGAGAUUGCAGAUUGGGUGCGACGCGUACGGGCCGAAGCAUCUAAAUUAGCUGCCCGGAAAGAGGCCAAGGCACGAUGGGAUGAAGGACGUGUUGGGGGAUGGCGAUGA